AUGGCAUCUACACAGCAAAAAUUUCCUAAUGACCCUAUAUUUACUCAAUUUCGCCGACUCUCCACGGAAAAACCUGGAGAUUUCAUCCACGAUGACCACCACGGAAUCGAUGCAGGAUAUGGCCAUUUAAUAAGGGAUAUUAAGCAUCUAUGUCAUGUGUUGCAAGAGCAUCUUCCAAGAUCUUCGUUCAACGAGAAUGGCACUUUUCAUGAACCUGCUACGUCUAUCGCGUUCCAUGCAUUAAGUGGAUAUUGCUUCAUUGUGAGUUUCUUCGCCAUUGCGGCUCUAGGAGGUGUCUGCGUACCAUUAGCAAAUGGCCUUACCCCGGAUGAAGCGCUAUACAUUUUGAACAAAACAAAGGCAACACACAUCCUAGUAGAUGAGAGUACUUUCGAAAAUAUUACAGCGGUUAGGGAUCAUGCUGUAAACCAAGCAGGCCAAGAGUUGAACAUUAUCACUAUUACAAGGGCAGACUCGGAAUCAGACGCAACGUAUACACCGGAAUUAGAGAUCAAUGAUGAGCUAACGUUCUCACCAACAAUGGGAUGCCUGGUACUCUUUACUUCAGGGACAACAGGGCCACCUAAAGGAGUCGUUCUCCCUCGCCGGACGUUUUAUCUCAAGCCAGGUGAGUUUGACCCUACGGUCCUCUAUCUGGCUUCCAGCCCCGUACAUUGGGUAGGAGGUACGGGUCUUAUCGACAGUGUACUUAAUGGAGAGGGUUUACAUAUAAUCAAGUUUGGUUCUGGGCCAGACAGGUUCUGGGAGAUUUUAAGAGAGGGCAAGAUUACAGAAAUGAGCGUGUCUCCGACACUGUUAAGGGAACUAAAGGCUUACUACAUUGAAAACAUCAGCGAACUCCCAGCUGAAGAUCGAGACAAAUAUAUUAAUGGAGCUCGAAGCCUACAGGCGGUGUACACGAGUGGUUCAACGCUUCAUCCUUCUACUCAACAAUUCUUUGCAGAUCUUACCGGUAUGCCUAUCAUAAAUGCGUUCGGGAUAACUGAGAUGGGCGGAGGGUUAAUGCUCACUCCAUCGGGAUCGGCCUUUGUGGAAGGCUAUGUUGGUAAGCUGAUUCCAGGGGUAACUGUAAAACUGUCAAAUGGUGAUCAUGGAGAAAUUCUCGCCAAAAGUCCAAACAUGUUCACACACUAUAUUGGCGACGAAGAAGCUACAUGUGCAGCAUUUGACGAUGAAGGGUUUUACAAAACAGGGGACCAUGCUCACCGUGUUGGUGACGACUACUAUUUCGAUGGUAGGGUUUCAUGCGACUGGAUUCGAUUCCACGAGUAUACGAUAUCUGUCCUAGAAGUCGAGCACUGUCUGAUGGAUCUUCCCUAUAUUUCUGAGUCACAUGUACUUCCGGUCCUGGAUCGUGAGGCGGGGGGACAGGUGGCUGCACUUGUUAGACUUCGAAAGCAGGAUACAUACAGAGAUAGAAGUGAAGUCGUCUCCCUGCGGACGAUACGUGCAGAGCUUGCUGCCUCUGGUAUGGUUUCAUACAAGUUGCCUACGUUGUUACGUGUACUCCAGGAUGGGGAACAAGUCCCCUUAACUGCCUCUGGUAAAGUGAUGAAGAAGGAAUGCCUCCGGAAUUAUUUCAACGUAUCUGGAUACUUGCCAGAGCCGUAUGCUAUGGAUGGAGUGGAAUACUGGGGGAAUAAACUCGAUUUGGACACUUCAUCACGUCUUUUUGACUGGGGAGGUCUAUGA
Molecule: messenger RNA, 1713 nt
Organism: Aspergillus tanneri
Lineage: Eukaryota; Fungi; Ascomycota; Eurotiomycetes; Eurotiales; Aspergillaceae
Product: class I adenylate-forming enzyme family protein
Exons: 5
Coding region: 1-1713 (570 amino acids)
Biological process (GO): fatty acid metabolic process
Molecular function (GO): medium-chain fatty acid-CoA ligase activity
Source: RefSeq, a predicted model, not a curated record